Molecule: messenger RNA, 2490 nt
Organism: Helobdella robusta
Lineage: Eukaryota; Metazoa; Annelida; Clitellata; Rhynchobdellida; Glossiphoniidae
Exons: 4
Coding region: 1-2490 (829 amino acids)
Biological process (GO): chromatin remodeling
Cellular component (GO): nucleus
Source: RefSeq, a predicted model, not a curated record
AUGUUCGAGCGUACAAGGAUUGACAUCUGCUGCCUUCAGGAAACCCGAUGGAAAUCGAAUGGUGUCUGUCAUGUCAACUCAGACAAAGAAAAAUAUAAACUAUUCUGGAAUGGUCAAAAGACGGCCAAAAAUGGCGAUCUCAAUGGCAACGUUGGAGAGAAAACAGAUGGUUUUGACAACGUACAUGGCGGUUUUGGCAAUCGAAAACGAAAUGAUGAUGGCAACCGCAUCCUUGAAUUUGCUGAAAGUCACGGAUUUUGUUUACUGAACACAUAUUUUAGAAAGAGGUUGGAACAUCUCAUAACAUACAAAAGUGGACCAUCAGUCACGCAAAUUGAUUUCUUUGCUGUCAAGCAACAACACCGAAGGCUAUUCAAAAACGUCAAAGUUAUACCUGGCGAAUCAUGUGCAUUAUGUGCUGCUGAGGAUGAAACAGAUAUUCAAGCAGCUGAAUGUGCCAAGGCUGAACAAAAAGAAGAAUUGGCAGAAUUUGAUGAAAAUCUACCUUGGGAAGAUGUCAAGUUCAAUGACGCACCAAACAGUAGUUGUGCAGUGGUGGAAACAAAACUAGAUGAAGCUUCAUCGCUUGAUGUGGAACUUGAGCAACUUAAUAACAAAAGUAAUGUAGUUCUUUCAUUGGACAAGUGGGAACUUGAUCAUUUGAAGGCGCUCAAAGAAGAAGAGGAAAGGAAAGCAGAAGAUGAAGAAGAUGAGAUUCUUUACGUUUCGAAUGUUGAUCAUUCUGUUAAACACAAAAAAAUUAAAUUUAAUAAAUCGAGUAAAAUUCCAUAUUUGGAAAUGAAAAAAAUGCAUUUUUUGGCUAGAAAAGAAGAGCAGCAAAUUUCAAAUGCAAAAGAUGCCAGCAACGUUAACUCUAGCAGUAAUAGUUGUGAUGAUGAAACUGAAGACAUUUGCAUCGAUGAUGAGAAAGAUAAUACAACUUAUGUAAAAAACAGACAAAGUUCAAAGGCAAAUGCCAAACUUUUCGAUGAUAAACAACUUCAAGUAAAAAAAUAUUGGAAGAAAAAUUCACCUCUAAUUAAAUAUUCCAAACAGAACAAAAACUCUGUAGUAAAAUCAAAGGCGAAUAAAGCGAAGCAUCUCGACAAUAGUUACGAUGACAUUGGCGGAGACGUGCUGAAUCAAAUCUCUCUGCAAAAUGAAAGCGAUAACAAAGGAAAACGCUCUUGUCCCGCGAUGUUUCCCGAUGAAUACCAAUGUCCACCUAACAAGCAACCGAAGCUUGAUAUAAAAGAGGAUAUUCUAAAACACAUAACACAAAUUAACAAUACGGCCAAUAGCAUAAAUAUUUUGAAUAACGUUGCACCAAAAGCCCUAGAAAGAGAAAACAAUCAAUCUGUUAACUAUGGAUUAUUAUCAAACAAGCGCUUUAUUCUUCCUAACAAUCAAAGAAUACUAGUUCAUAGAUUUGCACGACCAAAUCUGGUACAGUCGCAAACAGUAAUCAAUUCAAGACAUCUUCCAAGUGCAAUACCUGUUAACAAAAUUGCUGAAAAUAAGUUAACGCCAAUUCUUGAAAAACUCCAAAACAAUGUUCCAUCAAAAAUGCCGCUGGCAACGUUAACAUCACCAGCGUAUUUGAAAACUAAUAAUGUUGUGCCUAAGUCAACCAAUCAUAUAGUGGCUCGAUCAGUGUUCAUGCCUUCUUCUUCUUCGAAUGAUGUGCUUCAGUUUCUUAUUGAGAAAAAUUCUACAAGUGUUCCAAAAACUGUUCAAACACCAGCAGCUACCAAUUACUAUAUUUUAAAAAAUCCUUCAACUCCUGGUCAGAAUUUUUUUAUACCGACCACUAAUUCUAAGACAAACAUUAUUCUAGUACCCAAUGCGCCAAAACAAACUACCAGCACCAAUUCUGGUUUCAUUCUCUUGGCAAACAACAACAUUAAAUGUGAUAAAGUUAAUAACGGUAACAUGUUAAUCAACGCAAACAUUAAUCUACCUGGAUCUGUUGGUGUGACAGUAACACAACAAACAUCGAAACCUAUUAAUAUCAUGCUUCAGAGACAGUCGCCAGUUAAACAAAUCACAUUUGCUCCAUCAACAGUACUUCAAAAUUUUCAGUUAAAAACAAACAGAUUAGCCAACCCGACUACAGCAUCCAACACAAUUCCCAUUUUAGAAAAAUUAGCUAUGCAGCUUGACAAACAAAACAAAAUGUCUCCGCCCUUCACAGUUAAAUUAUCUAAAUUUAACUCAUGCUUUGUUCAACAACCGUUAACCACAAAUGCAGCACCGAGACAGCAACAACGUGUUUUCCUAAAGACGCCCGACGGUUCCAUUAUUCAAUCAAAAAUUGUUACAAACGCUGAUUACCGAUAUCGCUUUAAUUCUGGUUUAAUGUAUAACAAUAACAUUAAUAAUAGCAAUAGUAAUGUCAUUAAUAGUAAUAAUAAAGCUCAGUCUGAAACACAACAAAUUUUGAUUUUAGAUAAUUCAUUUAAUAAUUUUACCAACAAUACAGGCACGUAG